GUUGGUUUCUCGAUCGUGGCCAUCCAAGAAAGAGGAUGAGUGCGGCGGGUGGGGAGAGAUCCAACAACAGAAGAACCAUGACGGCCGAUCCGACCAGCCGAGACGAUCCCUUGGCCUUGCCGGAGAAGAAGAAGAAGGUGAGUGUGCGGAGAGACGAGGCAUCAUUGCCUGAUCCAGACGCGUGGAUUCUCAGCGAUGCCGACUUGGCCAGGAUGGAACGCGACCAGAAAUCAGCUCCACCGCCUGUGAAAAUCCCUACGCUCGAUUACUUCAAACCCCCGACCCGGUUUCACACCGCCGAGGUCUUCGCCGUCCGUGAUUCAAGCGAGGCCGCGCUCUCUGCUGCCAGAUUUCUCCUAGGGGUUUCAUCCUCUCUUGAUGGUGAACCGCUGAGACGCUGCUCCGGCUUCUUGGUUGAUUGGGAUGAGGAGAAGAAAGCCGGCCUUGUUUUGACAACUGCGCGUCUGAUUCGCACAAAGCAUUCUCCUGACAGCGGCUGGUCAGGUGGCGAAGAGUAUGCUCCUCGUGCUGAUGUCACUGUUCAUUUGCUAAAUGGCACCACUGCAAAGGGCGAUCUGGUCUACUAUCAGCCCCAUUACGGUAUCACUUUCUUGAAUGUUGAAGUGGAUCAACCAAUCAAGUUACCAUCUUUUUGUGAAGAAGAUGUAAAAUUUGCUCAAGAUGUUUUUCGGCUCGGAAGAGACGAUUCCUUAAAUCUAAGGAUAACAUAUGCUAGGGCAGAAUAUAAGAAUCCAAACAUGUAUCGGCGGUACCACAAUGUGUAUUUCCGUUCUCCAGACGAGCAUGGUGAUGAUAAUGAGUAUGACAAUGGGGGCCUAGUCAUUGACUUGAAUGAAAACGUUGUCGGAAUGGUCAACGUCCCUAAGAGAUUUGGGUCUUUUAUACCUUCUUCCAUUUUGCUCAACUGUUUGGAUUCAUGGAAGAAAUAUCGGUGCAUCGCCCGGCCCCAUCUUGGGAUGAUGUUUCAAGCCAUCAAGCUUCUAGAACCUGCUCAUGUUGACAUGUUAUGGCGUAUGUAUAACAUUGAUCAUGGUCUUAUUGUUCAAGAGGUGUCGAAAGGAUCUAAUGCUGAGAUACUCGGAAUCCAAAAAGGUGAUGUUAUUGAAUCUAUCAAUGGAAAACCUGUUUCUACCACAAUUGAGUUGGAAAAUACGCUGAUGAUCACAUGCAAGGGCCCUUCAGGUGCUGAAGUUCAUAUUUCUGUUGGGGUGUUUCACACACUCAAAAAACAACGAAGCACCGUACAGUGGACUGCAGAAUUAUCAGAACUUGGAGAAGUUCUUACAAGCUAGGUCCUACAGACUCUUGAACAGGCUGCCAGAAGAGGGAUGCGAGAAAAUGCCAGAAAAGGGAUGUUUCUGUAGAGCUGUGCCUGUGAUGGAUAUUUACCUAUGACCAUAUGUUGUAGUAGUAGUCUGGAUAUAUUAGAAAUAACAUAUUUAGUUGUAGUCAGUGCCAAAGUAGCA
Triticum dicoccoides is the source of this 1487-nucleotide messenger RNA. Its product is annotated as serine protease HTRA3-like. The transcript is spliced from 10 exons. Bases 36 to 1313 code for a protein of 425 amino acids. Gene Ontology annotation, molecular function: protein binding. The record is from RefSeq and is a predicted model, not a curated record. Lineage: Eukaryota; Viridiplantae; Streptophyta; Magnoliopsida; Poales; Poaceae.